Ctenopharyngodon idella (grass carp) is the source of this 1212-nucleotide messenger RNA. RefSeq names its product CD164 sialomucin-like 2 (gene cd164l2). The record is from RefSeq and is a predicted model, not a curated record. NCBI's taxonomy places the organism in Eukaryota, Metazoa, Chordata, Actinopteri, Cypriniformes, Xenocyprididae. The transcript is spliced from 7 exons. Gene Ontology annotation, cellular component: cytoplasmic vesicle. The coding region runs from base 261 to 710 and encodes 149 amino acids.
CCUCACAGUUCUCAACGACCUUUUGUCUGGAGGACACAGACAUUUGGGAUUGGAUGUUAGCUUGACAGGCACGUGUGCAUUUAUGACUCCUAUUCUUUAAGGUUUUAGUUUUAGUCUUUCUGAGGUGAGGGAAAGUUAUUUGUGUGUUUCUCAGUUCAUCAGGUGACAACUUGUUGGCGUCUAUAGUGCUUGUAUCAGCUUUUAGCUAGUUUACUGAGUUUGUGUUUAUUAUAGGUGGAAUUACUGUCGAUUUUUUGAGGAUGAGGUGUGUGGUGGCCGCACUCUGUGGGAUUCUACUUCUAACGCAGGUUAUUAUAACCAAUUCACAAGAAUCAGAUGAUUCAGCCAUCGUGAACUGUUCUCAGUUUGACUCGUGUGAUGGCUGCAUAAGCGGCGACCCGGCCCUCAACCUGACACGAUGUGUCUGGCAAAGCUGUAAUGACGGAAAUGACACGAGAUGCAUGUCUGACAUUGAAGACUCUGGAGGCUGUUCUGUCUACAAUGUGACCGGCAUGUGCCAAAAUGGCGGGUCUGCUGAUGGCGGUGGCAAAGAUAACACGAGCUCCGAGUUCUCUCAAGCAUCAUUUGACCUGUCUAGCUUCAUUGGGGGAAUCAUCCUGGUGUUGGUGUUGCAAGCUGGGGCUUUUUUUGCCAUGCGGUUCCUCAAAACGAAAGACAGCACCUAUGAAACUAUUGAUCAACCUCAGUGAGAAAAGAGGUCGUGAAUGAGAGAGAAAAUUACAAAACAAAACAUAAAGAGAAGCAGAUAUUCACAGGAAUAGAUGAUGCAUGGGCGAGAAGUCUAUAGACACUGUUUUCUCUUUUUGAGGGUCCUAAAAUGUUAUUAUUAGCCUUUAAAUUACUUUGGUUAAAUUAUCACCAACUAUAUUUGUGUGUAUAUAAGAGAGAUAUGUGAAAAGAAAACAAUAUAGAAGUAAUAUGAGAAAUAUAUUAGAGGAUUAUUCACAUUUGAAUGUGGGUUUAUGAUGGUCUCUAGUGGUGUGUGUUCUUAUCUGUUUAAGUUGAUUUAAAUCUCUCUGGUUUGUUAUAUUGAUCUGAAAGAACAAUUCUGCUUCAUAUUUUGAUUAAUUGCAUGCCCUUGUAUUUUCUUUUUAUUAAAUGUUAUGUUUUGUAGGUAGUCACCUAGACUCAUGUAGCAUUAAGUUUGUUAUUCCUUUAUGAAUAAUGAAGCAAUAAAGUAAUUAGACCCUG